This is a messenger RNA of Episyrphus balteatus (marmalade hoverfly), 3573 nucleotides long. Its product is annotated as coagulation factor IX. The transcript has 7 exons. Lineage: Eukaryota; Metazoa; Arthropoda; Insecta; Diptera; Syrphidae. Gene Ontology annotation, molecular function: serine-type endopeptidase activity. Gene Ontology annotation, biological process: proteolysis. The record is from RefSeq and is a predicted model, not a curated record. The coding region runs from base 1074 to 3062 and encodes 662 amino acids.
UUCCCGUCGUUGGAUGAAGUCUCUACUUUUGCGCCAUCCAUAGUCAAACGUGUACACUGCAGUUUUGUUUUUUUAAUGUACAUUAUUAUUUUUUUAAAUUUAAGUCCAACAAUCCAUUAACCAUUUAAUUGAUGCAUUUUGUAUCUAGAUACAAAAUUUAUUUAAUACAAACAACUAUUUGUUUCAUCAAACGCGCCGUUAAUUAAAACUUAACGAUUUCUUAUGUAAAUAAUUUACCAAUGACCAACGGAAACGGAAAUGAAAUGUAUCUCUCGCAUUUAUAUUUUCAUUCAUAAAACCGAUCUGUAAUCGUUAAUUGUUCGUUAUUCAUUCAAAGUGUAGCCAGUGGAAUUUUGCGUCUAGAAUUUUUGUUGUUUUGAUUCUGUACAAAGCUCUGUUAAUUCAUUCAAAAUAUAAUUAUAAAUACCCCUGCGUUGCGUACCUCGCCAAUAAUUUAUAAUUAUUGUGUUUAAAAAAACAAAAGUAAAAAAAUACAAAAACCUCAGCGAAUGUGAAGUCUGAGGAAUUUUUUGUUGAUUUAUUAAAAAAUCAAAUUUAAAAUUAAAAAUAAACAUAAAAACGCUCCUCCGACAACUUAACUCAAAGGUGUUUUGUGAUUUUCUUGCGUUUUGAAAAAAAUAAGUUUUUUUUCUUCAUUUUUUUUUAAACAACCUGCGAUAUUAUAAUUUGUUGUUCGUUUUGGUUCGUUCAUAAAUGUUGAUGCCGUGACAAUUUAUAUUCAAAUUUCGGGCUAUCUAUCAUGAGUACGGGCAUUUCAGAGUCAGACUACAUCACCUAACGCAAUCGGCUCGAUCUCGAUCUGAUCAUUGAAUGGAGUAAUUUAUACAUUGCAAACGUCGUCAUCGUCGUAGCAGUCGUCAUCAUCGCAGUUGAGCUAUUGCCGCUGCUGCUGUUGCUGGAUAUCAUGGAAAUGACGAAUUGAAGGUCUUGAGAACAUCAGGUCAUGAUGUUGAUGGCUUCCUUCUAACAAUUUUAAAUUAUAAAAUUGUAUCUUUGGGACAUUUCAUGCUUAAUCAAUUUCGAAAAAAAGCACACAACUAACAAAAAAAAAUAUGAACUUGGAGCAUGCUAUUGUAGUUUUGGAAAUACUCACAUUUCUACACGAAGCCUCAUUAUCGGUUCAGAAUAGUCAUGUCCAGAAUGUCAGCAGACUAAGAAUUGGAGGUGAGAUCAAAGAAGCCCUUGGCAUUAACUUUGUUGAUGAUGUCAAACGAGUGCAUAAACAUCGCAAUAGAUGGCGCUCACGCAAACGAUCGGAAAGUUAUUUUUCUGCGUGGACACCUUGGUCAAAAUGUGAUAACUCAUGUUACAAACGUAGGGAAAGGUAUUGUAAGAUGAAACGAAAAUGUGGUUAUACAAAGCAUGUUGAGGAAAACCGAUGUUGGAGAUGCCCACGAUCAUUUCAACAAUCUGAAACAACACAACCUCGAUCUUCUGAACCGUUUCCACUAAAUUCUUCAAUAGUAAACGUACACCAAAUUCGAUUACCAGUAUUCCAAGAAAUAAACAAAAACAAGGACACCGGUGGUGGUCCUUCUUCACAUCCUAGUGAUGAUUUUUAUGCUUUUAAAAAUUCAAAUCGUGUACGAACGAAGAAAAAACGAAAACCAAUUCUAAUCGAUGUUGAUGAUUAUGAAGAUUUAGAAAAUGAAGAUGAAUACGAAGACAACAAUCGCAAUCACUCAGGAAAUUAUAUCGGAGUGAUAAAGCUAAAAGGUAGAAACCUAAACACACGAAAGUCAACGCGAAAUUUUGCACCAACCGAAGGAAAUUUCUCCGAAUACGAUGAUACGGAAGAUGAUGAUACCAGUAGUAGUGCAGGGAGUGAAGAUUAUGAAUCUGAAUAUGCAGAUGCUGAAGAUUAUGAAUAUCAAAACUCGACACAAUUGUCUGCCAAAGAAAAGAAUGUUCUUGAUCCGGUGCCACGACAUCGAAGGGUUUACUCUAAAUGGAGUAAAUGGACAAAAUGUACACCGAAAUGUACAACUCGCAGAUAUAAAAAAUGUCGAAUACGAGAACAAUGCGGACGAGAAGUUCUGCGUGAAAUAGCUUAUUGCUACACAGAAGGAAGCUUCUGUCAACAAUGGCUACAAGCGCAACUUCAAAAAUCCCAACCAUACGAAAUACGACCAGUAGCAUCGCACAGAAAAGACUCAUCAGAAACUUCCAAUUCGAUUGUAAGUGAUUUUAUAAUGAGCAGCAAAGGUUACCGCGGACCCGAAUAUACUCCCAUGAAACUCAAGUGUGGAAUAGCGCCAAUUAAAAGCCCUAAGCGAAACAUGUACAGUAUGUUGAAGAUAAUUGGCGGUAAGGCAGCCAGAAAAGGAGAAUGGCCCUGGCAAACUGCAAUUUUCAAUAGAUUUAAGGAGGCAUUUUGUGGCGGAACUUUGAUUGCACCACAAUGGAUUCUUACAGCAGCGCAUUGUGUGCGAAAGGUGUUGUAUGUUCGACUUGGUGAACAUAAUCUUGAUUAUGAUGAUGGAUCGGAAUUGCAAUUUAGAGUUGCUAAGAGUAUAAAGCAUCCAAAUUUUGAUAAGAAGACCGUUGAUAGUGAUAUAGCACUAUUAAGGUUACCAAGACCAGUAAAUGCAACAACAUGGAUGGGUUUCUCCUGCCUCCCACGACCCUUUCAACCGUUGCCAAAAAAUAUGGACUGCACUGUCAUAGGAUGGGGCAAACGAAGAAAUCGCGACCAAUCGGGUACCAGUGUUCUACAUCAGGCUGAAGUGCCCAUCAUCCCGAUGGAGAAUUGUCGAUCAGUGUAUCAUGAUUAUACAAUAACGAAAAAUAUGUUUUGUGCUGGACACAAACGAGGACGCAUCGACACAUGUGCAGGUGAUUCUGGAGGACCUCUGCUCUGCCGUGACAGUACAAAACCAAAUCACCCAUGGACAAUAUUUGGUAUUACUAGUUUUGGUGAUGGAUGUGCUAAACGCAAUAAAUUCGGUAUCUAUGCCAAAGUCCCAAAUUAUGUUGAUUGGAUAUGGUCGGUGGUGAAUUGUAAUGGCAAUUGUAAGCCGCAAACUCCAAAGCGAUAUUAGUAUUUUUUUAUUUUUUAAUAAUUCAAAUACGAUCAUGGCAAUAUCCUGUUGCAAGAUUAGCCCACUUUCGGGUGUUGUGCAGCUGAUAUGUAAUUUAAAUUCUUUUCGAACAAAUAAAGGUAAGACCUCACCGGAAAGGUGGUACGGGUACGGUAUGGGUACUUGUAUGAAAAAAAAAAAAUUCCAAAACCGGAACAUUGAAGUUACAGUCUGGAAUUGUUUUUCAUACAAUUACCUGUGCCGCUACGGCUACUGCAUACCUUUCCGGUGCAAACCUUAAGGUCAAGCCGUUUCUGGAGAAGUUCGAUCUUUUUGUUCUUUGUUGGAAACAAUACCUACUCUCUUAAAUAAAUAGGUUUACUUUUGACAACCAAAUAUGUGUCUUUCUUAAAAAUUAUAUUUGGUUUAAAGGGAUAAAGCUUAAACAAAUGGAAAUUUUUGGAAGGGCUUACUAAAAAUGUAGCUGCUAGUAGUGAGUGCUCCUGAAGGUUUAAAUUCUUCAGCGCGUUCA